AUGGGCUCCCUCACACCUUAUCAGCGCAAGCACAGGGUCACCGUGAUCGGCUCAGGAAAUUGGGGUACCGCUAUCGCGAAGAUUGUCGCCGAAAAUACUGCCAGCAAUCCUGCCAUUUUCGAGAAGGAUGUUCAGAUGUGGGUAUUCGAGGAGAAGGUCGAGAUCUCCAAGGAAUCCCGCCACUACGACCCCUCUUCCCCUUUGUGCCAAGGUCCCCAGAACCUGACGGACAUCAUUAACACUGCGCACGAGAAUGUCAAAUACCUACCUGGAAUCGCUUUACCGGAUAACUUGCAUGCGAACCCAUCUUUGGUGGAAGCUGUCAAGGACAGCACAAUCCUUGUCUUCAACCUCCCCCACCAAUUCAUCAUCAAGACUUGCGAGCAAAUCAAGGGGAAGAUCCUACCAUAUGCGCGCGGAAUUUCCUGUAUUAAGGGGGUUGAUGUGAACGAAGAGGGUAUCAGUCUUUUCUCGGAAACAAUUGGCAAGAUCCUGGGGAUCUAUUGCGGUGCUCUUUCCGGUGCCAAUAUCGCCAGUGAAGUUGCGCAAGAGAAGUGGUCCGAGUCCAGCAUUGCCUAUGACCCCCCACACCUGGAUUCCAAGGCCCCUUCGCCCAAUCGCUCUCCUUCGGCAUCCUCCGAGAACCUUGUUCAAUUUGAGCACAAGGAUGUGUCCGGCCAGCUUUCUCGGGUGAAAUUGCAGGCUUUGCCAUCCGAAUUCCCACCUGUCGAUCAUGCUGUUCUCAAAUCACUGUUCCACCGUCCUUACUUCCAUAUUCGUGUAGUGAAUGACGUUGCUGGAGUAUCUCUUGGUGGCGCUCUCAAGAAUGUUGUCGCUCUUGCAGCAGGCUGGGUAGACGGCAUGGGAUGGGGUGAUAAUGCCAAGGCUGCCAUCAUGCGGGUUGGACUUCUUGAAAUGGUCAAGUUUGGAGAGAAGUUCUUCAGCGCAACGAUUGAAACUCGGACUUUUACCGAGGAAAGUGCAGGCGUCGCCGAUCUAAUCACCAGCUGCAGUGGUGGUCGUAACUUCCGUUGCGCAAAGCUCAGCGUGGAGAGAAAGCAGCCAAUUGACAAGGUCGAAGAGACCGAGCUAAACGGCCAAAAGCUUCAGGGCACCUUGACUGCAGUCGAAGUGAACAACUUCUUGAAGAAGCAGGGCAUGGAGGAUGAAUUCCCUCUGCUGACUGCUGUUUAUCGGGUCCUCACGGGAGCCAUGUCGGUGGAAGACAUUCCAUCAUACAUCGAGCGGUAA
Molecule: messenger RNA, 1251 nt
Organism: Aspergillus homomorphus CBS 101889
Lineage: Eukaryota; Fungi; Ascomycota; Eurotiomycetes; Eurotiales; Aspergillaceae
Product: glycerol-3-phosphate dehydrogenase family protein
Exons: 3
Coding region: 1-1251 (416 amino acids)
Biological process (GO): carbohydrate metabolic process; glycerol-3-phosphate catabolic process
Cellular component (GO): cytosol; glycerol-3-phosphate dehydrogenase (FAD) complex; nucleus
Molecular function (GO): NAD binding; glycerol-3-phosphate dehydrogenase [NAD(P)+] activity
Source: RefSeq, a predicted model, not a curated record